This is a messenger RNA of Pseudogymnoascus verrucosus, 2641 nucleotides long. RefSeq lists its product as uncharacterized. The transcript is spliced from 3 exons. Bases 244 to 2034 code for a protein of 596 amino acids. NCBI's taxonomy places the organism in Eukaryota, Fungi, Ascomycota, Leotiomycetes, Thelebolales, Thelebolaceae. The record is from RefSeq and is a predicted model, not a curated record.
CCUUAUCUAAAAUUCCACAAAGCUGCUACACUGCUUUCUACCCAACCAUUUGUGUCAACCCUCUUGCACACCACCUUCUACACUACUUUUUACAUAACUUUCUACUUCCACCUAUAUUUAUACCAAGGCACCACAACUGCACCACUGCUCUAGAAGGUGAAGUGUAUUCCUACCAACCUUGCUGCAGACAACCCCAUAGGUCAGUCUUGGGACAGAAGGCACAACUGUGCCCAAAGGCCAACCAUGCCGCCACAAAGACCCCUAAGCUCAUCUAAUCCGUCAUCUUCCUUGAUGGUCUCUCAAGAUGACUACGUCCCGCCAGUCAAAUAUGACCCAAGCGUCCGUGUCAAAGCAGAGAGGGUAGAGAGCCCCACUGCCGUUGGCGAUAAUGAUGAUGAUGAUUUCGAAGAUGUCGACGAUGAGGCAGAAGGGCUUCUUGCCGAUGCUGAUGGAGUCCCUAUGUACUCUGAUGCCGACUUCAAGAUACGCCAAGUCGCAUCCCCAUUUAUCGUUCAGCGUACACUCGUGAGUCUAUAUAACUUGAGCAAGACGAAAUACCUGAAGCUGGACCCUGAGUAUCAGCGAGAUGUGGUCUGGGAUGAGACGAGGUCGUCAGGCCUAAUUGCCUCUGUCCUGCAAGGCUACUUCAUUCCCCCCAUAAUCUUCAACGUGCUUGAAGAAUGGGAGACGUCGGAUAACGGCGAAGAAGUAAUGCGACAUUGCCGGAUUUGUGUUGAUGGAAAGCAACGUCUCACGUCACUUCAGAAAUUCAUGGAGGGCAAAAUCGGGGUGUCUGACUCGUCGCAUCCACCGAAGAAGUGGUAUUUCUGCCACCCAAAGGUCGGCGGUGUUGAAAAGCAAUCAAACCACAAUAUCCUGCCGCUGAAUACAAAGAAGUUUUUCGAGUCACGAAUGUUCUGCUGCUAUGAAUACCAGAAACUGACGCCUUCUGUUGAAGAGACGAUGUUCCAGCUCGUCCAACGCGGGAUGCCACUUACCCCAGCUGAAAAGAUGCGUGCCAUGUCGACACCAUGGGCAAAUUUCGCAAAGCAGUAUGAGAGCGAUUACCCAGCCGUCCUAUCUCUAGGUAGACAGAGUAGGGCCUCGGGCUUCCGUCAGAUCAUGUCAAUAUUCUGCCAGAUCAUGGAAGUCAUGUCUCCAAGCGGCGACAAGAAAAAGAACAGAGAAGGAGCAGGAUGGAAGCCAACUUACCAAGCCACCCCAUCAAACCUUACAAAGCUUCUUAUGGAUACGCCAUCCCUAAACGAAAGCGUGAAGAGAAAGUUCAAGAGGGUUUUCGACAAAUAUGCCGAGCUCAUCGCAUCGUGCUCAGAGCCAGAUAAGGGUUCUCCCACCGGACUCGCGAUCAAGAAGGACAGUUGCUUUGCACCCGCUCCGGAGGGCCUAAGGAACAGAGGGGUCACCCAUGUCAAGACCUUUUCACCGCUCGAGGUUGUCGCCACCUCCAUCUUGCUCCUCCGCCAUAUGGACGAUAGAACUAACCAGAUGCUCCAAGGCGACAUCAUGGAAAUGCGCGUCUACCUCCGUCAGAAGAACAAAGACCUGCGGCUGAACAACACAUGCUGGGCUGAUUCCUACCAAUUCAUCGAUGUCGACUUGAUCCAGCUCCGCGGUGGAGCAGGGGCGUCGAGACGACGUGCGGCGGCUCCUGUGCCACAGGAAAACCUUCCAAUUGAAAUCGAUAGCGACACUCCCGAUAAUCAAGCGGGCCGACGCACCUCCGCACGCAGAAAUACAGAUGCGUCAUCCGCGCUGCCAAUGCGUGGAGUAGAUCAAAAUGAUGGUGUAAGGUCCACUCGGUCAGGGAGAGUGGGCAUGAGCUCCUUGACGGCUUCGAUUGCGAACGGCAGUCCGAUAAUGACGAACGGCGGGGUAUUCAGUCCGGAGCCUGGAUGGGAGGCACCGAUGGCUCCGAUGGCUCCGAUGAUACAGACGAUCAAGCCUCGGAAGCGUCUCCAUGAAUCUGAUGGCAAUGCUGCCCCUAGUAUGAGGCGUGUUCGGCCGAGAGAUUAAGGUGUUGAUCUUUUGAUCUCAGCCUGCGCUGCUGUUGGGAGUUACGAAGUUAUGAGCCACAUUCGAGCUAUGAUAUUCAUGGACUCCAAGCGCUAUAUCGCGAGCCUUCGCGCUGUCUCGCGGUCCAUUGCGCUAUCCCGCAAUCUUUCGCGAUCUUCCGCGGUUUUUCGCGGUUUUUCGCACUCCUUUCCAGUCCUGGAACAGGGUUUUCCUUUCGCCUGAUCUUUUCAGCACUCUGCAAAUAAUAAUCACAUAAAGCCAUAGACACAUACCCAAUCUACUUUCCCGCUUUUUGGUUUAGCUUUUGCAAAUCCGACAUAACCGCCUUUCUAUCUACAUACUCAGAUUACAACAAUGCAACGAUUUACGAAAACGAUUACGUUGCCAUCGGAGUCCGCCGCGAUACACAGCUUGCAUGUGCAAGACAUUUAUGCACCCUCGGGCUUUUCAUUACUUCCAUCUUUGGUUUCCCGGUUCCUCAUGCAUGUUUGCCUGGUUUUUGCUCGAAGAGAGCCGUUUGGGUGCUUGAUGGCUUGUUGCCAUGGAAUGAUCGACGUGUUGGACGCUAAUGGAGAGAGAAACGUUGCGGGUGGGGUGGAAGGAAUAG